Molecule: messenger RNA, 771 nt
Organism: Oryzias melastigma (Indian medaka)
Lineage: Eukaryota; Metazoa; Chordata; Actinopteri; Beloniformes; Adrianichthyidae
Gene: efcab10
Product: EF-hand calcium-binding domain-containing protein 10
Exons: 4
Coding region: 53-460 (135 amino acids)
Molecular function (GO): calcium ion binding
Source: RefSeq, a predicted model, not a curated record
AGGCUCUCGCCAGUCUUCCCCGGUAUCCUAGCAACUGCCUUAAACAGGAAAGAUGGCGACGAAGCGGGAACAAGACGCUGCCGCUUAUUUGAGGAAACACAGAAUCGCGGAGCUGGUGGAGAACCUGUUCUCCAUGCUCGUCUUCUACAGACCCGAUAAUCCCAGAGAGUUUCUCAUUGAGCAGCUGAAGCAGCUAAAGCUUUCUCAAAUCAAUGAUGUGACCGGACCUCAUCUGUUCCAAAGCUCAAACCUGGACGCAGUCUUUGGAAUCCUGGACCCAGCCAAACAGAACCACAUCACAUUCGCACAGUACAAGCAGGCUCUGAAGACACUGGGCAUUAGGGACAUCGAUGAAUGUCCUGAAGGUGUUAAUGAAGAUAGAAUAUCCUAUGAGACGUUCAAAGCAGAAGCAGAACGAGGUCUGCAGAGAUGCUCAGCAACAUUCUGCUCCCAGCAUUAAUACUGUACUCAACAUGUGGAGCUGCUAUUUACAUUAUAAACUAUUCCUAACAUAUGUUCUAUUAUCUUAAAUAACCAAGUUAUGAAUAGAAAGCUGUUGUAUAAAAAAAAAAUCUUAAUUAAGUUCUAACAAUCAUAUAUCCCCGCUUUUGUUUAUUAUUUGUAGUUAAAUUCUAACGAAAGGCCUAAGUGUUUAUAUAUAUAUAUAAAACAAAACAAAAAAAGUAUAUUUUUACCUUGUUUCAUUUAAAUGAAAUUCCUGUCUAAAGUUUUUAUCAAUCCCCCCAAAUUAAUAAAUGUCCCUAUUUCCAA